Messenger RNA from Zymoseptoria tritici IPO323, 234 nucleotides. RefSeq lists its product as uncharacterized. Lineage: Eukaryota; Fungi; Ascomycota; Dothideomycetes; Mycosphaerellales; Mycosphaerellaceae. The record is from RefSeq and is a predicted model, not a curated record. The transcript has a single exon. The annotation marks the transcript as partial. Gene Ontology annotation, biological process: protein histidyl modification to diphthamide. Gene Ontology annotation, molecular function: metal ion binding.
AUGGCAGACGAAAACAUGUACGACGAGAUCGAGAUCGAGGACAUGACAUACGAUGAGACUCUGCAAACAUACCAUUACCCAUGCCCGUGCGGCGACCGAUUCGAAAUCAACAUCGAGGACCUGAGAGAUGGCGAGGACAUCGCAGUCUGCCCGAGCUGCAGUCUUCAGAUCAGAGUGAUCUUCGACUUGGACGACCUACCGAAGCCAGAAGGUGGCACCAGUGCCCAACAAAUC